Molecule: messenger RNA, 1026 nt
Organism: Arachis stenosperma
Lineage: Eukaryota; Viridiplantae; Streptophyta; Magnoliopsida; Fabales; Fabaceae
Product: protein LURP-one-related 10-like
Exons: 3
Coding region: 124-792 (222 amino acids)
Source: RefSeq, a predicted model, not a curated record
UCUAUGAAUAGUGAAGAACUAGAUAAGAUCAUUAAGCUCAAGACUCGAAAGGAAUACCACUUUGGCGCUGUUGUGCAACUCAGCUCAUCAGUGAUUCCCUUUUGGUAAAUAUAAAAUACAUGCAUGGCGGCAACGGUGAUCUCAGUUAUCAACUCGGAUUAUUGUGUUCCUAAUUCUAUCAAACUAAAUAUUGAUAUGGAUAAGGGCGUCUCAUACAUCAACGAUGAAGUCAUUUUUCGUGUUAAAGAACCUUCUAUAUCACUUCGCGAUCGCCGUGCUGUUUGUGAUGUUUCUGGGAACCCCAUUUUCACUCUGCAGAAAAAGCUAAUAACGUUGCAUGGGCGAUGGGAAGUUUUCAAGGGAGCUAGUACAGAUUCCGGUGAUUUGGUCCUUUCAGGAAAGAGAUCGUCGAUAUUAGUUCCACACAAGAAGAAUAUUGAUCUUGAUGUCUUUCUUGCUAAGAAUACCGAAGAAAUUGUUUGGGACUUUAAGGUUUCUGCUGGAGCUAACAAAAAAACUGCCGAUAUUUCUGCUCGUGGAUCUUCUACCAUUCUUGCAAAGAUGAAAAAUAAUCGUGGCAUGUUUGAAGUAGAGGUUCAACCGAAUGUGGACUAUGGCUUCAUCAUGGCACUGCUAAUGAUGGUUGACGAGAUAGAUCAUUUAAAGUCUGGUCAUAAUAAUCAUAAUACAACUGAGGUUGCAGCGGAGGCUUUCGGAGAAGCGUCGGCUCUAAUUGCCAUUGAUGCGGCUGUGACCACGGAUGGCGAUGACGUAACUGCAGAUCAGCCAUAAUAAUAAUAAUAAUAAUAAUAAUAAUAAUAAUAAUAAUAAUAAUAUCAUAAUUAGUUUAGUUUGUUAGAGUAAGGUAUGUUUGUUAGGGCGGUAGGUUAAGUUUGAUAGUUUCUAUUCACUUGUAUUUGCUUUUGAGAAUAAUCUAUUUAUAUUUAUGUGAACAAUAUUUGUUCCGUGAUCAGAUUAUACCUUUCAUUUGUUAUUAUUGUAUAUUUAAGUUACUUCUUGAUGGAA